AUGUUUGAUGACUAUUAUUUUAUUCAAGGGCCAAGUUUUCAAGCUAAAGAAGAAAUCGUCACUACACUACUUACACUUGGUUUUUCGAGAAACGCUGCCAUCAAGGGAUGUUAUUACACAGGAAAUUACAAUGCUGAUCUAGCAGCUGCUUGGAUCAUAGAGAAUCAAGAUAAAAACUUAGACAGUCCUUUAGAGGAAGACCUUGACUUUGAAGAUGCGGAUGAGGACAGUGAGGGGGAUUUUCCCGAGGGUCUGGACAUGUAUAAGAUGGUUCUGGUGGUAAACUCAGAGCUAAACAUGGGGGUGGGGAAGGUCGGGGCACAGUGUGCUCACGCCGCCCUUGCUCUACACAGGAUCAUGAUUGACCGGGCCGACACAUUCGGGGAGAUGAUGUUGUCUUGGGAACAGUUUGGGGAAACGAAGAUAGUGUUAAAGGCCGAAAACUCAGCACAACUGAAAGCACUUGCUCAGCAAGCUGAGUCUAAGGGUCUUCCAAACUACCUCGUCCAUGAUGCCGGCAGAACACAGAUAGCAGCCGGUUCCCAAACAGUUUUAGGGAUCAUUGGAAAACUGGAUGUGGUAGACUCCAUAACAGGAAAGUUAAAGCUACUCUGAGAUGGCUUAGUCUGGAUCAAUCGGGGUCAGUUUUAGCCUUAGCUGCAAAGUUGAUGUGGUAUGCUAACACACAAUGGGCGUCACAGAAAACAAUCUUUUAUUGUACCUUCAAAGCGAAAUUUGAGUAAUAAGAUUCAAUUUACAACUAUGUCAAAUGAGGUAAUUUAGCAAUCAGAUAUGUGAUGAAAGAAAUACUCUUGUUAUUAAAAUUUGACUGAAAAAAAUGCUAAUUUAAAAGUGAGUAUGUAAAACAAAGUAAGCAAUUCAGAAAAAAAGAGUAAAUUACUGACAUCGUGCAUACAUUGUAUGAUUAAUAUGGAAACUACCCAUUAAUUGUGUUGAUUUUAUUCAAAUGUAUACUGAUAUUAUUUGCCAUGACUUUAUCUAAGUAGGUAUGUUUUUAAUGUCAAAGUAAAUUACAGUAAACUAUGUCAUUGAUUUGUUAAAAUCCAUGAAUAUGAAGAAUUAUAACUAAAUAUGGUCCACGUUUAUCUUUCAAUAUUUUAAGAUCGUCUGUUUUUUCAACGAAAAAAAGUCGAUGUUAUUUCACUUAAAGCCUUUUUGUCUGAAUUUGUUGAACAGAAAAAAACCGUUCAAGGUAUUUAAUGAACAUGAUGCGAAUAAGCACCUUACUUCUAUUGUUUUGUUCUCACGGAUUGUCACAAGUUGGCGAAGUAAUCAAUCUUGUUGUUUUAUUUGUUAACGGGAAGGGAUCCAUUUUUGUUAACUGACAACAAGUGUCCUGAUAACUGUCACUUGGUACAUAUAUUGCUACAGAAAAUACCCCAAAAGUCCUUUAUUGAUUAAGUGAAAGCAGCGUCCUGUUAAUUGCAACUUGGUACAUAUGUUAAUGCAAAAACGUACGAAAACAUCCUUGAUUGAUUAAGUGACACCAGCGUUCUGUCAAUGGCAACUUGGUACGUAUGCUGCUACAGACAAUACGAACAAACCUUAAGUAAUUAAGAGAAAUCCAGCCUCCUGUAAAUUGCAACUUGGUACACAUGUUGCUUCAAAUAAACAUCACAUACUUAAUGAUGAGUCAAACAAAUAACCGACAAGCGUUGGUUUGCUCUGCGGCGUUCUUGUUAUUGAAAACUUACUUGUAUACUUGACUGAAUCAAACGCAAAGCAUUACUGAAAUAUUCAACACAAAUUCAGUGAUAUUACUUAACAUUUAAAAUUUUUGAUUACGCUUCAACUAUAUUUAAUGAUGUAAACUAUUUGUUAAAGUUGUGAUGGUGUUACUUUUCAUGAUUAAAUAAACACUAUUUAAA
Messenger RNA from Mya arenaria, 1889 nucleotides. Its product is annotated as probable peptidyl-tRNA hydrolase 2. The record is from RefSeq and is a predicted model, not a curated record. Lineage: Eukaryota; Metazoa; Mollusca; Bivalvia; Myida; Myidae. Gene Ontology annotation, molecular function: protein binding; peptidyl-tRNA hydrolase activity. The coding region runs from base 1 to 615 and encodes 204 amino acids. Gene Ontology annotation, cellular component: mitochondrion; cytosol. The transcript is spliced from 6 exons.